This is a messenger RNA of Pseudonaja textilis, 348 nucleotides long. The record is from RefSeq and is a predicted model, not a curated record. NCBI's taxonomy places the organism in Eukaryota, Metazoa, Chordata, Lepidosauria, Squamata, Elapidae.
GUAAAUGGGGGGUUCCUAUCCCAGCGUGCCUGGCGGGCUUGCCCUCCUUUUCUUUCUCGGCGCCGCCAUUUUGGGCCGCUGCUUGAGGAGGCCUGCUGGAAACGGGACUUCUAAGGCAACACAAUGACGGGCAGCAACACGGUGACUCCUGGCGGGAAGCCCAACAGGACCAGGGUCAUCUGGGGGAAGGUGACCCGCGCCCACGGAAACAGCGGCAUGGUGCGAGCCAAAUUCCGCUCCAACCUGCCUGCCAAAGCCAUUGGACACCGGAUCCGAGUGAUGCUGUAUCCAUCCAGAAUCUAAACAUGUGCUGCAAAUAAAAUUGAAAGUAUAUUUCACUUUUGUAGA